CCAGUCUGCUACUUUCUAAAGAUCUACAUGGAGCUUGGCAGAGGAACUACGAAUCUCUGAGGGGAAUACAGUCCGGCUGCCUCUGCAACUACGCCCGAAGCAUGGUUAUUUUGGAGGAAAGCUCUCCGGCGAACUAAGUUGCGGCAUUCGGCUUUUAAGUGUCAAAAUACAGAGGAGGUCUUCGAGAACGCGUGGCACCAGUGGAAACAUUUGUGAACGCUUAAAACGACAAUUUGAAUGAAAUAAUCAACUUUGUGGAAGCAGCGAUUCUUCGGGACUGCGAUGACCUCCAGUAAAGACAUGAAGGCAGGUUCUGUGUUGCAGUCCAGCGGCGAGGAAAGGAGACGAGCUCCCUUGGACCAGCUGCCGCCGCCGGCCAACUCCAACAAGCCUUUAACGCCGUUCAGCAUUGAGGAUAUCCUUAAUAAACCCUCGGUAAAGAAGUCGGUCGCCAGUAUCUGUCCGCCGAGAGUACUGGAGAAAGUCACGGGCUCUAACUCGGCGAGGAACGGGAUCACCACUCCCUCCUCGCCGCUGUGCGCGCUGGAGGAGUUGGCCAGCAAAACGUUUAAGGGUCUGGAAGUCAGCGUUAUCCAGGCAGCAGAAGGUCGUGAGCAUCUAAACGCCUUCGGACAGAGACAGACGUCGAAAAAGAGGAGAAAGUCGCGGACGGCGUUCACGAACCAUCAGAUUUACGAACUGGAGAAGAGGUUUCUGUAUCAGAAGUACCUUUCUCCGGCCGACCGCGACCAGAUCGCGCAGCAGCUGGGGCUCUCCAACGCGCAGGUCAUCACCUGGUUUCAGAACCGCAGGGCCAAACUCAAGCGGGACCUGGAGGAGAUGAAAGCGGACGUGGAGUCGCUAAAGAAAAUCACCCCACAGACGCUGCAGAAGCUCGUCAGCAUGGAGAACAUUGAGGAUCCCCAGGGUGGGGGGUCCGAGGCCAGAUCGCCCAGUCUCUCCCCGACCUCGCAAGAACACCGGGCCUUCCCACAGUCCCCCUCCUCAUCCAGAGACCAAACCACGGAUGAAUUCUCGGAGGACGACGAGGAAAUCGAGGUGGACGAUUGACAAGUCAGAGGGCCUGUGAUUUUCAUAAGCAACAACUAAAACAAGAAUAUAAAAAGGGGGCAUUUUUCUUCCCAAACUUUUGCACGGAUAUUGACAGAAAAGGAGAAUAUACACAUAUAUAAACAUUUCAGGAAAGUUUUUUUUCUCUUCCUCCUCCUUUUUUCCUCCGUUUUAAUUUAUUAACCGGACUUGUAAAGUUUCCAAGUCUGUCGUUUAGGUUUCACCACAAUAUCUGAGGAAUAUCCGGUUUCCUUUCAUACAGACCUUACUGUUAUGGUACAGGAAGAUCGAAAAUUGUGUAAACAUUUUAAUAUUUCACGUUCGUUUUGGGGGGGAUGUGUGUGGAAAGUUGUGCAAUUAUCUUUUUUUUUUCUGUUUGCCAUUUAUUCGCAUUCUUCUGUUUAAGGAAUCGGAUCUGCCAAAUAUUUAAAUGACCUCCUCCACCCCUUGUCUUUUUUUUUUCCUGCACAGCCGGGGAUCGAUGUGUCAGUCCAUCCCACCUUAAGUGUAGCUAUUUUUUUUUUUUUUGUCCUGAGCGAAACGUGUCUCUGCCACCGUGCAGGCCUGCUCGCAGCGCAAAGGAGGCAUCACUAUUAGUAUCGACUGCAAACUUUUACACGCUCUGAGUUCU
Molecule: messenger RNA, 1702 nt
Organism: Toxotes jaculatrix (banded archerfish)
Lineage: Eukaryota; Metazoa; Chordata; Actinopteri; Toxotidae
Gene: lbx2
Product: ladybird homeobox 2
Exons: 2
Coding region: 283-1071 (262 amino acids)
Biological process (GO): regulation of DNA-templated transcription
Molecular function (GO): DNA-binding transcription factor activity, RNA polymerase II-specific; DNA binding
Source: RefSeq, a predicted model, not a curated record